Messenger RNA from Prunus dulcis (almond), 987 nucleotides. Its product is annotated as probable serine/threonine-protein kinase PBL10. NCBI's taxonomy places the organism in Eukaryota, Viridiplantae, Streptophyta, Magnoliopsida, Rosales, Rosaceae. Gene Ontology annotation, molecular function: protein kinase activity; ATP binding. Gene Ontology annotation, biological process: protein phosphorylation. The transcript has 3 exons. Bases 1 to 987 code for a protein of 328 amino acids. The record is from RefSeq and is a predicted model, not a curated record.
AUGGGUGGUAGGCUUAGCUCGAACGUGAAGAGGCACACUGUGAAAAAUGUCACUUUGGCUGUGGACACAGUGGCUGAGACGAUUGAGAAUGAGACAGUCAAGAGCAACGUGCCAUCUGUCUCAGUGCCUUCAGCUGAGGGUGAGAUCUUGCAGUCCUCCAAUUUGAAGUGCUUCGGCUUCAAUGAACUCAAAACAGCCACCAGGAACUUCCGUCCUGAUAAUAUGGUUGGUGCAGGUGGUUUUGGUUUGGUCUUCAAGGGGUGGAUUGAUGAGAAUUCAUUAACAGCUGCCAAGUCUAUUGCUGUGAAAAGGCUUAACCAAGAAGGUCUCCAUGGUCAGAAGGAAUGGCUGGCAGAGGUUAACUCCAUUGGAAAGCUGCAUCACCCAAAUCUUGUGAGGUUGAUAGGUUACUGCUUACAGGAUAGCUGCCGGUUUCUGGCGUAUGAAUUUAUGCCUUGUGGCAGCUUGGAUAAUCAUCUAUUUAGAAAAGACUUAACACCCGAAGGUGAUGUAUACAGUUUUGGGGUUGUUCUGCUUGAAAUCUUAUCCGGCAGACGAGCUUUGGAUGCUAACAGGCCAUCAGGAAAGCAAGAUUUAGUUCAACAUUCCCGGUCUGCCAAAAAAUGCAAACUUCACCAACUUUUUGAUGCUCGGAUUGAAGGCCAGUACUCUUCUGAUGAAGCUCGCAAAGCAUUUAACCUUGCAAUGAAAUGCCUAUCAACACACUCCAAGUUUAGGCCAGAUAUGAAUGAGGUGGUAAAAUUAUUGGAGCAGCUUCAGUCUUCUAGUGAGAUGGAGCGCUUGGCUGCUAGGCAUCUCUCAAAUCUUACCUUGCCAAAAAUUUAUGCCAAUUCAGGCAAUGUAUGGUCCCAAUCGUCGCCGGGAAAAUGUCAAUCGGAUCAGCUGUGCAACACCCACUUAGGCCAUCCGUUUGCCGCAGUAUUUGACAUGUUUUACGUACUAAAUUCGAAUCAAUUUGUUUUUUAA